Molecule: messenger RNA, 1056 nt
Organism: Theileria orientalis strain Shintoku
Lineage: Eukaryota; Apicomplexa; Aconoidasida; Piroplasmida; Theileriidae
Product: molecular chaperone protein
Exons: 7
Coding region: 1-1056 (351 amino acids)
Biological process (GO): protein refolding
Cellular component (GO): cytosol; cytoplasm
Molecular function (GO): Hsp70 protein binding
Source: RefSeq, a predicted model, not a curated record
AUGUUUUUCGGUGGAUUCCCGUUCGAAGGAAUGCCCGGCGGAGGUAUUCCUCAUCACAGAUCAAAGGAGGCCUCCGAUACAGAACAGUUAUAUAAAAUCCUGGACCUGCCAAAAAACUGUACAGAAAGUGAAAUAAAGAAGGCGUACAGGAAACUGGCGAUAAAACAUCACCCAGAUAAAGGAGGAGACCCCGAGAAGUUUAAAGAAAUCUCAAAAGCGUAUGAGAUUCUGUCGGAUCCCGACAAGAGAAAGAUAUAUGACGAGCACGGCGAGGACGGGCUGGACGGCAGCUUCACAGCCACCGACGCCACAGAUAUAUUUGAUUUGUUUUUCGGAGGACGUAAGUCGGCGAAGAAGAAGGGUGAAGAUUUAAUAUCACACCUUAAAGUUUCAUUAGAACAGAUAUAUAAUGGAACCAUGAAGAAGUUGUCAAUCACAAAGGAUCCAUGCUCGGGAAGAGGCCUGAUCCAGACGAAGAAGAUACUGGAGGUGAUCGUGGAAAAGGGGGUCCCGGACCAGCAUAGAAUCACCUUCCACGGAGAGGCUGAUCAGAGGCCGAACCAAACGCCGGGCUCGGUGGUAUUCAUAAUCGACCAGAACCCGCACGACACGUUCAAGAGGAGCGGCAACGACCUCUUCAUGACGAAGGCGAUACCGCUUUACGAGGCGCUGACGGGCGCGACGUUUUACAUUACGCACCUGGACGACAGGGUCCUAAAGAUAAACACUCCGCCAGACGAAGUGGUGAAGCCAGGAUGCUGUAAAGUGAUAACAGGAGAGGGAAUGCCGGUCUACAAGAGCUCCUACGCAAAGGGGAACCUGUACGUGACGUUCGAAGUUAUUUUCCCAGUGGGAAGGACGUUCACGCAGGCAGAACAGUCGAAACUGCUGGAACUGUUCCCGUACACGCCGGAGACACCAGGAAGGCCGGACUCGGACAUCGAGGAGUACACAGCACAGCACUUCGACCUGGAGGACUACAGACUAGAAGGACAUCGCCGCUACGAAGAGGAAGAGGAAGUGGGAACGAAUCGAGUACAGUGCCGUCAGCAGUAA